Molecule: messenger RNA, 5975 nt
Organism: Hemicordylus capensis (graceful crag lizard)
Lineage: Eukaryota; Metazoa; Chordata; Lepidosauria; Squamata; Cordylidae
Gene: PRRT3
Product: proline rich transmembrane protein 3
Exons: 4
Coding region: 791-4138 (1115 amino acids)
Source: RefSeq, a predicted model, not a curated record
AUCCCAGGUAUUUGUGGGGCAUGCUCUUUGCUUGGUUUCUCUUGUGCAGCAUGGUUGUGUUCUGGGGUUGGGGGAGAGGAAUAGAAUGAAAGGGCUGUUUUGCGGAGAGACUGGAUCCUUUGCUCUUCGGCCCAUGUUGUGGGGUGGCAGUAGAAACACAUGAUCAGGAGGUGGCUGGCUGGAAGGGAGGUGGGUCAGGCAGGAACUGGAAAUGGUGCAGUCUGAACUAUUAUACCUCACUUGUCCUUAUGACAAACCAAUGAAGUUGGCAACUGUUACUCUCAUUUUGCAGAUAAGGAACAGAGGCAGUUUCAAGUUCUGCACGCUGGACAGAACUCUGCACACUGGACAACACUGCCUCUGUUAACGUACAAAUUGGUUGUGGUAGCUUAUGGAUAGAAUACUGUAGAGUGCUGAAAAUGAGAGGAGUAACUUUUCCAAAGUUGUGAUGAUGGGGUUGUUUAAAGCACAGGGAUUCCAAAUCAUACAGCUCUUUACUGCCAGGCUUGGGAAGGGUUAAAGUGCUGCAGGAUUCCAGACGCCAAUCAGGGGUGCAGGACUCAGCUAGCUUGGUCUGAGCAUCCCCAUCCUCAAGCUGCCUUGGAGUGGGGAGCCGGAUGCCCAAGGUGAACUUGCAUGUACUGCAGGGCUUGGGUACCAGUUGUGGAGUCAUGCAGCGUCUGGGGGCCAAACUGUCUUGGUGGGCCAUCUGAUACUUGCAUCUUCUAAGGGUGAAGCAUGAGGAGCUUUGACGACGGCGGACACUGAGCUGUGCCAUCAGACAUCAGCAAUGGCUGCCAUGGGGCUGUUCUUUGCCUGGCAUCUGCUCCUACCUGUGUUGCUCCAGGCGUUCCGCCUUCCCACCCCCGACGGCCCUGCCUGGGACCCAUCUUUGAGUUCUGUCCCAGGGCUGCCUCUACUGAACGGCCCUUUCCAAGAGUCCCUCCCAAGUGCCCCACCAGCUGUGCCCCAUUCCGAUCCCUAUGCCCACGAGCUCUCUAGUGGUGAUGGGGAGCCAAGUGACGAGAACUGGAGAGGUGCCAGUCCCACUGCCCACCCUGGGACCCCGAUAACCACGGUGACCCUUGACCUCCCUGCAGUGACCAGUUCUGGCUUGGGGACACCUCCUGGUGCUCCUGAAGGAAGCCCGGCUCCCCACCUCAUUGAGGGGCUGCCUCAAGGAGGUGACUUCCUUCUGCCCGCAGUGGGCCCUUCUGGGGUUGAAGAAAAGCCUCAGGAUAUUGGCCAGGUGACUGUGGAACUCAGUCCAGAGCAGGGAAAGGACGAGCUGUCACUUUCCAGGCCUAGCACUGAAACGACAAGCAUAGCCGUUACUGGGACGGCCUCGUCCUCGGUCAGAGUGGAGGCCUCAGGCUUACCAGCCUCCCAGGAGAAGACGACACACAGUCACCUCCAAGCAGUGCCGAAGGAUGUCGCCAUGGUUACCACACUAAGCUCCAGGCCCACUGUGUCCACCAUCCCCUUGGUGAUGCUGACUGCUGACGGAUCCCCUGUAAAGUGGAUGGCAACCGAGGGCACCACUGAUACUAAAGGCAGCAGUUCCAUAGAGCUGCCAGCAAGCAGGGUGCCACAGCAGGAGCUGCUUGGCAGGAAUCAGACCACAGUAAAAUACUUGGCUUCGUUCAGGAGCACCCAGGCCUAUGGUGGCCCACAGGGCAGGGAGGACUUGGCUACCUCUCCUUUUAGACCCACUCAAGCAGUUGGAUACACCCAGAGUCCCUGGAAGGGAACUGUACCCAUUGCUUCCACCUCUCAGACACCACCGUUGGCCAGUACAGCUGUCUCACUGGAUGAGAAGGGUCAUGGACUCCCCGCUCUUCCAGUAAGCUCCCAUCAGCCCACAUCACAAGGCUUCUUCCCUAGCCCUUCCACCCCUUCACCAGCAGGGGGCAUGGCAGGGACCCAGCGGCCAGUUGAAAGAAUCACCCAUUGGGGUCUGAUCAUUGAUACAACGCAGCGGGUAGGGCCUCGGGAUAUGGCAGGAACCCAACAGAUUCACCCCCAUGGCAGCUCAGUGAAGCCUUCCUUCACCAACUCCGCUGACUCAGGAGCUGGGCGAGUGGUUGAUGCUGACCCCCAACGAGUCCGGGGAGCUGUGAUCCCAAAGAUUCCUGUUACUUAUGUUGGUUCCUUUACCCCUGGCACCUCUGUGGUGGGGAAGGGCCCAGGAGCCAGGCAAACAGAUGCAGUUGGGACUCGUCCUCCUGGGCAGAGCAGCACAACCACUUCUGCCCGCCUUCUGGCUACUCCACGCCGUGGCCUAAUCCGAGUAACCACUCAAAGAGUCCUCCAACAUCCUCAGCUGGCCCGACCAGAGCCUAGUCUGCCCGCUACCCUGCCGGCCUCCAAUCCCCCCUGCUCACGGCCUGGUAGCGCCUGCAGCCAGCUGUUGCCCAAUCAGACCUUGCUGCGCUGGGCGGACCUUGAGCGAACACUGAACUUUGCCUGGGCACUCCAUGUCUAUGGUUCAGGCGUGCUCUUCCUGCUGCUGAGCCUGCUGAGCUUGGCCUGUCUGGUGGGCUCUCUGGCUGUGCAUGUGCCACAUCUCCUGUGCGUCAUGGGUGCCAGUGCCCUGCUGCUGGUCUUUGGGGUACUGCGUGCCACGUUCUUUCUGGUUGACCCAUAUGGCUCACGAGGCUGGCUUCCCACCCGUGCUGUGAGGGUGCUGUACACGGCCCCCUUCCCUCUGCUGCUCAGCACCUUCGCAGUCCUCUUGCUUCGCCUCCUCCGUCAGGCGCGCUUGCAGGUCUUGCCGCCAAAGUUUCAGAGUCUGCCCUUGCUGGCUGUCCUAGGGUCUAUGCAAAGCAUCGUCCUUCUAGGGGCUGACUUAUUUUCACCCCCCCUGCACCCAUCAGUGGCCGUGGGGCUGCACACGCUUUCCUGCAGUGCUGGUUUUGGCCUCCUGCCGGCCACUAUCUUUGUGUACUGGCGGCUACGGCGCAAUGUGGUGGCUGAGGGCACCCCAGAACCAGGCGUGUGGAGUGGGGCAUGGGUGCUGCUGGCAAGCAGUGGGUUGGCCCUCCCAUGCUGCGGGCUGCAGCUGUAUGGAGUGCUGUGGCUCUCGGGGCUGUUAUUCCAGCCAGACGUUUUCACCUGGGGCUGGUGGUUUGUGCAGUUCUGGUUCCGGAUUGGUGAGCUGGUGCUCUCCCUCACCCUGCUCUUCCUGGCCUGGCAGGCCCUUUGCCAGCGUUGCGGAAGCUCUGACCACUCUUGCUGGGUCAAGCUCAUGCGCUACUUCUGUACCUACCGCAAGGCCGAGGUGCCAGAGUACCCCAACAACUGUUACGACUGGACGGGAGGCAUCCUCGAGAAAGUCCCCAACAACGAUAUCAGUAAGAACCUGAUCCGAAACCCUCCUAGCAGCGGGCGCCUCUGGGCACUCAAGGACAGCAACGAGUUGCGGGCAGCUGUGGGCCAGGGUUCCAGCCCAUCCCCGGUGCGCCCUGUCUACAGCCCCAAGUGCCCCAAUGCAGCCGCUGCCGCCAUGGGCCGCUCCUACACCAGCAUCUGCUUUGAGCGGGAUUCCGUGCUCUCCCUGGCGGAGCUGGAGUUCCGGCCUCCUUCCCCCAUCAACCUGAGCCGCAGCAUCGACGAAGCCCUCUUCCGCGAGCACUUGGUGCGUGACUCCAUCUUCCUGCGCUCCAGCCUCCACUUCCCUUCCCGCUUGGCCCGCCAGGACUCCUGCUCGUCACUCCGUGGGGACUGUUCCACGCUCUCCCACACUGCUCAGCCCCUGCUGGCCCGGCCACGCCGAAGCAGUGACCCUGACUGCCUGUACAGCUUAGCGCGGGCCAGCUCCAUGGGUGAGCUGACCACCCAGAGCCGGGGCCUGGUGAGUGAGCCCCCAACAGACACGUCCUUUGACAGCUUCUCCCACACCACCUUCUCUCGUGCCUCCCUCAAGAUUAGCUGGAACCCCUGGCGCCACGGCCUUUCCUCACCCGAGAGCCUGCCUCCCGAGGAGCUGCCCAACCAGUCCCAGAUGCUGCCAGAUGAACUGCCUCCAGCCCCAUCCAACAGCGCUCCAAACUCCGAGCGUGAAGCCAGGAAGAGUUUCCUGGCCCUCAGCAAGCAGGUGGAUUCCCGCAGCCUGUCCAGUGACACCAUUGAACUGUGAGGUUGGACAGUGGUUCCACCCUGCCUAUGCCCCUGGAGGCAACAGCAUGGUUGCCGGCUGCGGGGUAGGAGGAGGAGGAGACUGCUGUGGAGCUGGCUCCUUUUAAAGGGGUGGGGACAGAAAGAGUCCCGUUUUCCUUUGGACAAGCCAUGGGGCUUCCUCUGCCCCAACCAUUCCCAGUACUAGCCGUUGAUUUAAUGGCCCCGAAUAUGGUGCUGGGCUCCUCCUAUAGUCUCAGCCAUCCACACUGUGCCAGUCACAUGCUUAGCACCAGCCACUCACCUAGCCCCAAGCGCGGUAGUGCCCGCAACACCAGAACACCCACCCCCAACAUUCUGCAGGCAUCUCUGUUGGCCACCUCUGGGCUAUGGGAGGGAGAGACAGAAAUCUGGAAACCUUCCCAUUUCAGCAUGGAUGCAGCAUCACUAUCUCGACUGGGGCAGCACUAUCCCACCAAAGCCUCCAGCACAAUAGGCUCAACCCACCACAGCUGCUGUUAGUAAUGGUGAGUUGUGUGCUCUAUCAUAAAAAGAUACCCUUAGAGAUGAGGCUGAGAUGGGACAGGGUUGAUUUACCCUGGGAUACUUUGGGGAUGGGGCCGUAGUUCAGUGGUAGAGUACCUGCUCUGCAUGCAGAAGGUCUAAGGUUCAGUCCCUGGGCUCUCCAGGUAGGGUUGGGAAAGACUCCUGCCUGAAACCUGAAGAGCCAUGCCCGUCCGAGGAGUGAGCUAGAUGGACCAAUGGCCUGACUCCGUAUAAGGCAGCUUCAUAUAUUCAGGGACUGCUGAAGUGAUGAGUCCUAAGUGCAGCUGCUGGUAUAGGAAAUGGAUGUUGUUCAGUUGAAAAGCACAUGCUUUGCAUGCAGGAAGUCCCGUGUUCGACCCUUCAUGGCAUCUCCAGCUGAAAGGAUCUCAGGUUGCACAGUGGAGAAAGGAUUUAUGUCUGAGACUGUAACACAGUGCCACUGCCAGUAAGACCAGAUAAUAUUGGGCUAGAUGGACCAGUAGUCUGAAGCAGUGUAAGGCAACUUCAUGUGAGUCUGUGUGUCAGCAGUUCAUAUGGCAAAUCACAGAGUUGAGGUUUCUGGUUCAAAAUCCAUAAUCCCGAAAAUGUGAUGAUUUGUUUACAUCCUGAGAAAUGUUAUUCUUCAUUUAUCUUUUCUUUAAAAAACAACACCACCAAAAAGGUUUCUAGAUCUCAUAUUUGUGAAUACAUGAAAGUGUGAAUACAUGCAUCUAAUUUCUUCUCAGUUAUCAAAAACAGAGAAGACCCCUACACACAUCUUUGAUGUUUUUUAAGCCCUUCAGAGCUCCCUGUCUUCUUUCAUGAUGGCCCUCUGUUCAUAACCAUAUAUGAGUAUCCAUAUAUACAAUAUUGUUCUUUGCUCCCUGUGUCUCUUCUCAUUCCUAGAGAUUUUAAAAUUUCAGAUUUCUGCAAGCAUACUCCUACUCCUUGAAUGAAAGCAAGCCGAUGAUAUUUGCAUUCUAUCCCAGUUCUGUUUCAGUUUCUGAAUAUAGGUGUUUCUUUGUUUCAGGGGUGUUUUUUAAUUCAGAUUCUAACUUGUCAGAAAUGACUUGAAACUCAAAACAGUCUGGUGUUGGAGAUGCGGUGGAGGGCCUGUUGUAGGGUGGAGCGUAAGUUGAUGAGAUGUGCUGCUGCUACCUUGUCAGGCUGGGUCUCCUAAUAGCACAAGUUGUACUGCCUGGUAUCUAUCUGUCCCCUGCAAUGAUAGGGGAAAGAAAGAGUGGAGCUGUCCAGAUCUGUGGAUGGACAGGGGUUGAAUGUCAUAUGGUCUGUUUGUGCCAAAAAGAAAGAAAUAAACCUGUCAGAGGAUGUCA